AUGCAUCAGCAGGACCCUGACGAGAUACCGCUUUCUGAACUCCUUGGGAACUCUGGAGAAUCGGUGCCGAGAGUUGUUUCAGUUGCCAGACAAGGUGGCUUCGGCGCACCGUCGAUACAGGUUGCCAAGAAGUCUUCCUCAGCUGCACUUUCGGAAGAUGAACUGCCUCUAGCUCUACUUAUUGGUACGGAAAGAAAGAAGGAGUGCAGUAGAAGGAAGGGCAAAGUCGAACCAUGUCGAAAAGCGCCGAAAAGGAAAUGCGAACGAAUGAAAGCCGAAAAGCACCGCAAGGCGAAAAAGUUGCAGGCAACAAGUACUAAACAUAGAGCGGAAGAUGAAUCGAUCAAGUGGUGCAGCCUCGAACAUAACGGAGUCUUAUUCCCUCCGGAAUAUGAACCGCACGGACGGCCUCUACUCUACGAUGGCUGCGAAAUAGCGCUCCCGCCCGAGGCCGAAGAAGUGGCCACCUUUUAUGCGUCGAAGUUGGGAACUGUUUAUUUAGAAAAGGAAACAUUUCGGAAAAACUUUUUUGACGACUUUCGGAAGACCUUGCCCGUUGAUUUACGGAAGCGCAUCGUGAAACUCGAACACUGUGACUUCAGCCGUAUCCGGGAGUAUCUCGACGAGCUGAAAGAACGAAAACAAAGCAUGCCUCCAAGCAAACGGAAAGAGUUACGAGAAGCGGAAGCGCAAAGAGUUGCGCAUUACACGGUUGCAAUCGUUGAUGGACGCAAGGAGAAAGUGGCCAAUUAUCGUGUCGAGCCUCCGGGUCUCUUCCUGGGGCGCGGUGACCAUCCGCUAAUGGGCCGAGUCAAACGUCGCAUAUUCCCAGAGGAUGUCACACUGAAUCUUGGUCGUGACGCACCUAUUCCGCCGUGUCCAUUUAAAGGCCAUGACUGGGGAUCCAUCGUGCACAACCAGAGGGUCACGUGGCUGGCUUGCUGGCGAGAUCCAAUCUCCGAUGAGUACAAGUACGUCUGGCUGAGUGCGUCUUCGCACUUCAAGGCGAUGAGCGAUCAAGAAAAAUUUGAGAAGGCGCAGCAGCUGAGCAAGCAUAUCACGAAGAUACGCAAUGAGUACACGAAAGGAUUAGAAUCUGCUGAUAGGCACACGCAGCAGAGAUCCGUCGCACUGUAUCUUAUUGAUAAGCUUGCACUCCGAGUCGGGAACGAGAAAGGAGAAGACGAAGCGGACACUGUUGGUUGCUGCUCCCUGCGGGUAGAACACAUAACCCUUCAAGAGCCUAAUAUAGUGCAGCUCGACUUUCUCGGCAAGGAUUCGAUGCGAUACUUUAACAGAGUGCGAGUCGAAGCGCUAGUUUUUCAUCGCCUGCGAGAGUUCUUGAAAGGAAAACGAGUAUCAGAUAAUGUAUUCGACGAACUGAAAGUCGAGGAACUUAAUGACUAUUUGAAAAGCCUAAUGCCGGGCCUAUCUGCGAAAGUUUUUCGCACCUACAAUGCAUCUUACACCCUUGAUAAGCUUUUGCACAGCGUGAAAACCCCUGGACCGGAUAUUCAUUCGCGCCUUCUGUUCUACAAUGAGGCGAACAAAGAUGUAGCUGUAUUAUGUAACCAUCAGCGAUCCCUUCCAAAGACUCAUUCGUUAAUGCUUGAAAGACUGCGCGAUAAGCUAGAGGAGAGCAGAGCGUAUCUUGAGGCGCUCAAAAUGGCUCGAGGAAAGGCUCAGGCAUCUCCAGACAGCCGCGCACAAGUAACACGCUGGCGACGGCCAGUAGUUGAGAUUCCCGAGGACUGCUCCCUCGCUGAGCGAAAGCGCAUUCGCGAGGAGGCCGAAAAGCGACCGAAAGAAAAACAGGUAGUGAACAUGGGGCUCGCGUCUAUCACACGAGGAAUAGCGCAAACACAGGAAAAAAUCAGGCGCCUAGAGGCUGACCUGAAAACGAGGGAUUCGCUCGCUACGGUGUCGUUGAGCACCUCUAAGAUCAACUAUUUAGAUCCGCGAAUAACAGUUGCUUGGUGCAAAAGACAUGAGGUUCCUAUUGAGCGAAUAUUCCCUCGCGCGCUACAGGAAAAGUUUAUGUGGAGUAUGGGGGUAAGCGAGGACUUUCGUUUCCCAAUCAGCAACGUCGUUUCGAACGAUCCCUCAGGGGCUUCCACAUAA
Molecule: messenger RNA, 2121 nt
Organism: Cyanidioschyzon merolae strain 10D
Lineage: Eukaryota; Rhodophyta; Bangiophyceae; Cyanidiales; Cyanidiaceae
Product: DNA topoisomerase
Exons: 1
Coding region: 1-2121 (706 amino acids)
Biological process (GO): chromosome segregation; DNA replication; DNA topological change
Cellular component (GO): chromosome; nucleolus
Molecular function (GO): DNA topoisomerase type I (single strand cut, ATP-independent) activity; DNA binding
Source: RefSeq, a predicted model, not a curated record